UGCACUGCUUCAAGUCGGCCGCCGAUCGGUCUGCACAGCGCCGUAUGAAGUCGAGCACAGAUAAUGUCUCCCUGUGACGUCAAUGCAGCACACAACCUCUAACAUCUCCCCUGAAUAAUGAACUUACAGCACUAGACAACGAAUCAGCACAAGAACCGCUAAACACAUCACAAAUAUUUCAAUAUAGGCACAUUUAAUGUGUUUCAGGGUGGAGGUAUCCUUAAAAAUUGUUUUUUUAUUAACUGUAGAAAGGCAGCAGGCGGAAGUGAAUCCUAUAACGGCGCACGCCCCCAAAAUCAGCUGAUGGGGAUGACGUCACUCUGUAAAUGGCAGGAGUCCAUUACUAGCUAGACACUUUGAGACCUAAAGAGAUUAUCCGUUUCUUCAAGAAUGGCGUUUGUUAAAAGCGGAUGGCUUCACCGCCAGAGUACUAUCUUGCGUCGCUGGAAGAAAAACUGGUUUGACCUUUGGUCAGAUGGCCGUCUAAUUUUCUAUGAUGACCAGCAGCGGCGUGACAUGGAGGAUGAGAUCCAUAUGAGGGUGGACUGCAUUAACAUUCGCAAUGCCAAUGCAUGUCGAGAUCUAACACCUCCUGAAGGAAAAGGCAGAGAAGCCCUUCUACAAAUUGUGUGCCGUGAUGGACGUGUUAUCAGCCUCUGCGCAGACAGUGCAGACGAUGCCUUGGCCUGGACUGUGGCCCUUCAGGAUGCCAGAAUCAACACAGUGGUUGCACCCCCUCAGUUUGGUUUAACCCCGGAAGUUAUUGCCUCUGCUCCUCCUUCUUAUACAGAAUUAAACCCGACUCCUCAGGUAUACUACCCGGACCAAUACGGUGGCUAUGUGCCUUAUCCUCCUCCCCCCUAUGCCCCUAAUGCUGUGUACUCUGCAGGUGGGCACCAGUAUGCAUUUGCCUCCCCCUAUCACAACCAAGGAGUGUACCCUGCACACGAAGUCAACCAUGUGAUCAUUGAGGAGCGCCGGCGUGAUGAUGCAGGUGGUAUCGCUCUUGGCAUGCUAACUGGUGCUGCAACAGGAUUGGCUAUUGGUUCCCUGUUUUCUGUAUUUUAAUUUAAUAUGCAUCAUUCUGUCCGUUUGAGUCCCAACAUGAGAUGGAUUAGUUUUGUGCUACUGCUCUUAUCUUUGCUGCAAUCCCAUGCUAUAUGUAAUACUUAGACCUAAUAGACAUUAACUGCCUAACAGAUCACAAGCGCAGUUAAUUAGUCUGUAUGAACCAAAGCCUCAUGGUAGCAUUUAUAGCUUGGUGUGGGAGAGUUUGUUUUACACGUACAUUGUGAAAUGAAAUGAAGUGUUUGUGAACUGAGAUGGUAUUGAACAGGCGUCAGGGUGGCUGCGCAUGAAAAUUAGGUCACCUGCUUAGAUUGCAUUUGUAGGUUAAACCCAGUGAAAUGAAGUAUGACUGGUGAUUCUUUUUCAUUAUGGUGGCUUAAAAUGAUUGCCAUUGUAUUAAUUGUUCUUUCCCUGAGUCCAUGGGAUGUUUUUGAGCAGACCUUGGUAGUUAAUCAAACUGGACAAACAUGAGAUGAUAUUUGCUUGAAACUUACUACUAACAGUAGGUUUGCCGUGCAUAAACAUUUGAUGAUUCCUGAACUUAACAAGUUGUCAAUUGGUGGAAACCUGUAAUAUGUUAAGUGCAAUAAUUAAUGCAUUUUGGAAAGAUUCUGAUCUUGAUUUCGUCACAGGUCAAUGAUGGCCUUAUUUGGGAUGCUUUUAGACAUGCACAUACUUCCAUUGUGGCCUUACAGGGAGACCUAGAAAUCCAAGAAGCAGACCAUAUGCUAUAAAUAAUGAAAUAUGUUGAGAUUAUUUUCCCAUGUUUAACAAGUUGUAGCAGUUCAUUGAAUGGACAUGACCCAGUAUGUUGUAUUGAACUAGGUUGGUGGAAAAAUGCAAAUCUACAAUGGAUAUAAAAAGUUUACACACCCCUGUUAAAAUGGCAGGAUUUGUGAAGUAAAAGAAUGAAAUAAAUCAUGUCAGAUCUUUUUCCAAAUCUAAUGUGAAAUUGUGAAGUAUACAGAUACAGUGAAAAAGCAAUCAAACUUUUUUAGGGGAAAAAGGAAAAAUGGCAUUUCCUGUGUACAGCCCGCUUUGGGUCACCACACAGAUUUUUAGUUGGAUUCAGGUCUGGGUUGUGGCUAGGCCAUUCAGAAACAUUGAGCCUCUUUUGGUUAAACCAUUCCUUUGUUGAUUUUAAUGUAUGCUUUUGGUCAUUGUUGUGCUAAAAGAUGAAAUUUCAAAUUUCUUUUCAUCUUCAGCUUACUAUCAGACACCUGAAUGUUUUGCACUAAAAUCGGCUGGUAUUUGUAGCUAUUCAUGAUUCUCUCCACCUUGAUAAAUGCCCCAGUUCUGGCUGAAGAAAAGCAGCCCUGAUGCAUGAUGCUGCCGCCACCAUGCUUCACCGGGGGUAUGGUGUUCUUUUGUUGAUGUGCUUUUUCUUUGCACCAGACAUACCUUUUGGAAUUGGUCUCAUCAGACCAUAACACAUUUUGCUACAUGGUUGGGGGUGAUUUAGUUGAGCUUGGAUGCUUUUGUGAGAAAGGGAUUCCAUCUAGCCACCAUAACCCAUAGCUCAGACAUGUGAAGAAUAUGAGAGAUUGUUGUCACAUGCCGAGAGUAAUCGGUACUUGUCAGAUAAUGUUGCUGUAGGACUCUUUGCAACCUCCCGGGUAAGUUUUGUCUUGUCCUUUUGUCAAUUUUGGAGGGAUGUCCAGUUCAUGAUGUCACUGUGGUGCACCAUUUUCUCCAAGUGUCGAUGAUGGCCUUCACAAUGUGUUAUGGUAUAUCUAAUGAUUUGGAAAUUCUUAUAUACUCCUCUCUUGAUCUAUACCUUUUGUGAGAUAGUGUGAUAACGUACAUGAUUUAUUAGCUCUUUGCGGUCUGUGGCUUCAGCAGUCAAGAUAAAACCAAGGAGAUGACCAAGAAAAUCCUACCGAAACAGCUGGUCUUUAGGAUUAAUCAGAAUAACUUCAUUGACGACAGCUGUAUGAUAAUUAAUUUUUGAACAUGAGAUUGAAUGUGAUUGGGUCAGUCUGAGCUCAGCCACACUCCCAAUUAUAAAAGGCCGUGCACACUUGUGCAACGUGGUUAUUGUAAACUUUAACUCUUUAUUUUUCCCUAAAAUAUUUGUUUUUCACUUAAUUUUUUUAAUGUUGUAAUUUCACAUUGAGGGUGGAAAACGUUCUGAUAUGAUUUAUGUUGGUUAAAUUUUUUAUUAACAAAAAAACAUGCUAUUUUAACAAGUGUGUGUGUGUGGACUUUUUAUAUCCACUAUAGCUGCAUUUAAGAUGCAUUUUAUUUUCCUUUCUGUGCUGAAAGAUUGAAUUUAUGAACACUGCCACCAUAGCCAGAAAAUACACCUUUAGACGACCCACACCAGAGCUCAGAUUUAGAUAUUUAGAUUUAGGUAAUUCCGUAGCAACAGUUUAUUUUUAUGUAUAUUAGGCUAUCAGAGAAGCACUCCAGGAUUGCACGGGUGUGAGAGCUUGUUCUCCUGGCUUUACGUUCCUUCAGUGUUUUUCAUUGAACCCUCAUUUACUCUACACUUCUAAAGUGUUAAAUCUGAAGAACUUGAAAAGCCGUUAUAAUAAUAGAAUUUAUGAUAUUUGUUCCUUUUUUUGGAAAAUAAUUUUUUAAAAAGCUUCUCUCCAGUUUGAGUGUUAUUUAUCUGGUUUGAGUUUGUGGAAAAUGUCUUUAAUGCCUUGUGUGAUAGUUCUGUGUCUACAUUGUUUUUUUUUGUUGUUGUUGUUGUGUGAAGAAGUAAAAUGAAGCAGCACAUUUUAACCCA
Ictalurus furcatus (blue catfish) is the source of this 3802-nucleotide messenger RNA. It is a transcript of the gene plekhb2, whose product is annotated as pleckstrin homology domain containing, family B (evectins) member 2. The record is from RefSeq and is a predicted model, not a curated record. Lineage: Eukaryota; Metazoa; Chordata; Actinopteri; Siluriformes; Ictaluridae. The coding region runs from base 391 to 1068 and encodes 225 amino acids. The transcript has 8 exons. Gene Ontology annotation, biological process: regulation of cell differentiation. Gene Ontology annotation, cellular component: membrane.